AUGCUUCCGAUCAUCGGUCCGCGUCUCGCGGAGGCGAUGGAAGGGUUGAAUCCGUUCGUGAUUCCCGUCGCCGUCGCGCUCCUGGUCGUCAUCAUCGUGCAGUAUCUGAGGGCUCCCGUGUGCUCCUGGCGUUCUGUCACGCCCUCACCUCCUGCGUCAAGUGUGUGUGCCCCGUUCUCAUCAUCUGCCCCUCUCAACCCCUCCGCAUCUCCUCCUCCACCCCCUCCCCUUGAGCAGGGCUCCCGUGUGCUCCUGGAGUUCUGUCACGCCCUCAUCUCGCGCUUCAAGUGCGUACGCCCCAUCCUCAUCAUCUGCCCCUCUCCUCGCCGUGCCGCCCGCUGGUGCUCAGACAUCGUGACCUCUCUACACGUGGCUCUCUGGCACUCUCCAAGCAGACUGGUGCAGUUGUCAUUGCAGAGCGGACUCCAAUGUGCUCUGCUGCUCACCGCCCCUUCCUCCUCCCUUUCCUCCUCCGCCACCCUGCCUGCCCUUGCCACGUGGCAGUCGGUGGUUGGUCGUCUUCGACACGAAUCUCAGUGUGCUGAGGUGGCGGUGAGGAACCUGCUGGCUCAUGCAGCUAAUGACGACACGUGUGCAGCUAAUGACGACACGUGUGCAGCUAAUGACGACACGUGUGCAGCUAAUGACGACACGUGUGCAGCUAAUGACGACACGUGUGCAGCUAAUGACGACACGUGUGCAGCUAAUGACGACACGUGUGCAGCUAAUGACGACACAUGUGCAGCACUGGUGCCAGCUCCCCCGCCCCUCUCUCUGCAUUCCCGCCUUCUCGUGUGUGCGUCUUCUGGAGGCUCAGGGCAGUGGGGUCAGGAGGAAGGUGGGAGGCAGAGUGGGAGGCAGAGAGAGCAGCAGAGGGAGCAGCAGAGGGAGCAGCAGAGAGAGCAGCAGAGGGAGCAGCAGAGGGAGCAGCAGAGAGAGCAGCAGAGGGAGCAGCAGAGGGAGCAGCAGAGGGAGCAGCAGAGGAUCGAGAGUGCAGUGCGGGCAUGGGACCGUCUCACUGUGGCUGCUGCUGCUGUUGUGGCUGCAGAGGCAGCAAAAGAGAAAGCAAAGGCAGUUGAGGAGGAGGAGGAGGAAGAGGAGGAGAAGGCUGCAGCUGCAAGGGCAGCAGCAGGCAGAGGAGGAGGGGAAGCAGCAGCAGGCAGAAAAGGAGGGGAAGCAGCAGCAGGCAGAAAAGGAGGGGAAGCAGCAGCAGGGGCGCGAAUAGCAGCAGCAGCGGCGGCGGCGGCGGCGGCGGCAGAAGCGGUGGGUGCGGCGGACCUCGAAUGGACAGGAACGGGGACGGAGGGGGCGGAGGAGGGGGAGGAGGAGGAGGUGGGGGAGGAGGAGGAGGUGGAGGAGGGGGAGGAGGUGGAGGGGGGGGAGGAGGAGGAGGUGGAGGAGGGGGAGGAGGUGGAGGGGGGGGAGGAGGAGGAGGAGGAGGAGGAGGAGGUGGGGGGGGAGGAGGGGGAGGAGGGGGAGGAGGGGGAGGAGGGGGAGGAGGGGGAGGAGGAGGAGGAGGAGGAGGAGGAGGAGGAGGAGGAGGAGGAGGAGGAGGAGGAGGAGGAGGAGGAGGAGGAGGAGGAGGAGGAGGAGGAGGUGGAGGAGGUGGAGGUGGAGGAAGAGGAGGAGGUGGGGGAGGAGGGGGAGGAGGAGGAGGAGGAGGUGGAGGAGGUGGAGGAGGAGGAGGAGGUGGAGGAGGUGGAGGAGGAGGAGGUGGAGGAGGAGGAGGAGGAGGAGGAGGGAUGGGGGGGGAGAGUGGUAGUGUUGUUGAGCGGAGAAGAGCGGGAAGAGGUUGAGGGGUGGGAAGGGAGUGGGUGGAAGGGAGUGAGUGGAAGGGAGUGGGUGGAAUGGAGUGAGUGGAAGGGAGUGGGUGGAAGGGAGGGAGUGGGAGGAAAGGAGGGAGCGGGUGGACGAGAGGGGAGGAGUGGGGGGAACGGAGGGUGUGUCGAGCAUAUUUGUAUGUUUCUGUGUUAG
This is a messenger RNA of Closterium sp. Naga37s-1, 1974 nucleotides long. Lineage: Eukaryota; Viridiplantae; Streptophyta; Zygnematophyceae; Desmidiales; Closteriaceae. The record is from the annotation of a GenBank genome assembly.